Molecule: messenger RNA, 1803 nt
Organism: Drosophila willistoni
Lineage: Eukaryota; Metazoa; Arthropoda; Insecta; Diptera; Drosophilidae
Gene: Ugalt
Product: UDP-N-acetylglucosamine transporter
Exons: 4
Coding region: 333-1442 (369 amino acids)
Biological process (GO): pyrimidine nucleotide-sugar transmembrane transport
Cellular component (GO): Golgi membrane
Molecular function (GO): UDP-galactose transmembrane transporter activity
Source: RefSeq, a predicted model, not a curated record
UGCAGACUUUCCGACCCCACUCUCAUUGGGAGAGAGAGUCAUGAAGCUUCAGAUUGUUGUUUACGUGUCUUCUUCAGAGAACUUGAGUCGGCCGCCAACGCAUAUAAAUUGCCAACAAGAACCAAAUCACACGGCGGACGGCUGAGAACUAGCUGUUACGGUUGAAGUAAACUUGGUAGUGUUUUUCUAGCAUUUUGCUCAACUUCUUUGACAACAAAACUUAUUUGUUUACCCACUCAAAACCACACACACACACGCACGCACGCACGCACACAGGUGCACACAACUCUAACUCCCUCCCCCAAAGAGCCACAACAAAUAAGAAAAGUACAAUGAAUAUACAUAUGAACGCCAAUACGCUUAAGUACAUUAGUCUCCUAACACUAACACUACAGAAUGCGAUCUUGGGCCUUAGCAUGCGUUAUGCCCGGACCAGGCCGGGUGACAUCUUUCUCAGUUCGACGGCUGUAUUGAUGGCCGAAUUUGCCAAACUAAUCACUUGCCUGAUUCUGGUCUUCAAUGAGGAGGGUAAAGAUGCGCAAAAGUUUGUUAGAUCACUGCACAAGUCGAUCAUCGCGAAUCCCAUGGACACGCUGAAGGUGUGCGUGCCAUCGCUGGUCUAUAUAGUACAGAACAAUUUGCUAUAUGUGUCGGCCUCGCAUUUGGAUGCGGCAACGUACCAGGUGACAUAUCAAUUGAAGAUUCUAACCACGGCCAUGUUUGCGGUGGUUAUCCUGCGUCGCAGACUACUCCAAACGCAAUGGGGAGCUUUGGUCCUGCUGGUAAUGGGCAUUGUGCUGGUUCAACUGGCUCAAACCGAUGGCAGUGGGGCAGGAACUGCGGCGACAACGAGUGCCUCGUCGGCGGCGAAAGCAGCAAGUGGAUUAGCAGCACCGGAUGCGGCAGCCUUAGCUGGUCCUGUACAGAAUCGUAUGCUUGGUCUGUGGGCCGCAUUGGGUGCUUGCUUCUUAUCUGGAUUUGCUGGUAUUUAUUUCGAAAAGAUUUUAAAAUCGGCCGAUGAGAUCUCAGUGUGGAUUCGUAAUGUGCAAUUGAGUUUGCUUAGCAUUCCAUUUGGCUUAAUCACAUGUUUCCUGAACGACGGCAGUCGCAUCUACGACCAGGGAUUUUUCCAUGGCUACGAUCUAUUUGUGAUAUAUCUCGUCCUGCUCCAAGCUGGCGGUGGACUCAUUGUGGCCGUUGUGGUCAAAUAUGCGGAUAAUAUACUUAAAGGCUUUGCCACAUCCCUGGCCAUUAUCAUCUCGUGUGUGGCCUCCAUUUACAUAUUCGAUUUUAAUCUCACUCUCCAAUUUAGUGCCGGAGCAGCCUUAGUCAUUGCGUCCAUAUUCCUGUAUGGCUAUGAUCCAGCCCGUUCGGGAUCGAAACCAAUGUCUGCAUCCCUUUCGAAUAGUUCGGCUGAGGAGAAGCUACUGCCGCGCGUCUAAAAGAAACAAACAAAAACCAAAACUCGCCCAAGUGCCGAAAACAAUUUAUCAACAGUAUUCGAUUGUCGCUGCACCCCUCACUCGCACCCUCCCGCCCCCCCAACUUCCUUCCAUCGACCCCAACAACAACAACAACACAAACACAAAUGUUUAUAAUUAAUUGUAAUUAUAUAUAUAUAUAGAAAUUAUAUAUUGAUCGGUUUUUUUCGGGAAUUUGGCCGCAUUCCUAGUUAUUAUGUUGUAACUAUAUAAUCCAAUUGCCCGACAAAAAAGAAAUCUCAAAUCUGUGGGCCUUUGUUUCUCUUUCUUUUUUGUGUCAUUGUUUGUGAAUAAAAAGAAAUUAUCAACAACAAAAAUGAAA